GCCGUCGGGAAGGGUAUAAAAACCAGGAUUUUCCUCCAGGUUUUCCAGCAUCUUCUCCUCAGUCCUGUUCUCCCUGCGAGCCCAGUUGCUGUCCGUCCCAAAAAUGUCUUCAGGAGAGAUGGUGAGCAGCGGCUGCUCGUCCCCGUGCGAGGUGUCCUGUCCCCAGCCCUACGCGGACGCCUGGAGCCAGCCCUGCGUCACCUCCUGCGGGGACUCGCGGGCCGUGGUCUACCCUCCGCCUGUGGUCAUCACCUUCCCGGGGCCCAUCCUCAGCUCCUGCCCCCAGGAGAGCAUCGUGGGCACCUCCUUCCCGUUGGGGGCCAUGGGAUCUUCUGGAUCCGGGGGCGCCAUUGGGGGAUCCUAUGGAGGCGGCGGCUCCAUGGGGGGAUCAGGGGGUUCCUAUGGUGGCGGCAGCAGCUCCAUAGGGGGAAUUGGGGGUUCCUAUGGAGGCAGCAGCUCCUUUGGGGGUGGGUCCUAUGGAGGGGGCAGAUCCUUUGGCUCUGGAGGCUCCUAUGGUGGGGGCAGAUCCUUUGGGAGCAGAAGAUCCUUCGGCUCCUCCAGCGGCGGCUUUGGGGGCUCCUCUGGUGGGGGCUUUGGGGGCUCCUGUGGCGGGGGCAGCUCUUUUGGGGGGGGCUCCUUUGGAGGGGGUUCCUAUGGAGGGGGCAGCUCCAGCUCCGGGAGGUUUGGAGGAGGAAACUGCGGCUUCUUUUAUUUCUGAGGUGGCCCCAGCUGCCCCAGCAGCAGCCCCGGGCUAGUCUCAGCUCCUGGGGAAGCUGCAAGCCAGGGGCAUCCAAGGAAUCGCCUUUUCCGGCCUUUGUGGAUCUGCAUCGCUUCCCGAAGUCCUGGGAAUUGUCCUUUGUGCUCCCUCCGUGGGACUCUGCCCCAAACACUUCCCUGCCAUUAAAGUUCUGUUGCAUUCAAAUUCCCAUUGUUGGUUUUGUUUUCCUUGUGACUCCUUUUUCCAACUCAUCUUUUUGCCUAAUGUGGGAAUUUGGGAGGAUGGGAGGCUCCUGGAUGAGAACCAGACCCCUUUAUCACACUCAGCACUGGGUUUGAGUGGGGGGACAACAAAUUUUCCACCACAUCCUUCAAUAUUUCCCAUUAAAGCUCUUUUAUAUCCCUA
Corvus hawaiiensis (hawaiian crow) is the source of this 1123-nucleotide messenger RNA. Its product is annotated as scale keratin-like. The record is from RefSeq and is a predicted model, not a curated record. Gene Ontology annotation, molecular function: structural constituent of cytoskeleton. Lineage: Eukaryota; Metazoa; Chordata; Aves; Passeriformes; Corvidae. The transcript has 2 exons. Gene Ontology annotation, cellular component: intermediate filament. Bases 104 to 718 code for a protein of 204 amino acids.